Molecule: messenger RNA, 2854 nt
Organism: Periophthalmus magnuspinnatus
Lineage: Eukaryota; Metazoa; Chordata; Actinopteri; Gobiiformes; Gobiidae
Product: zinc finger and BTB domain-containing protein 5
Exons: 4
Coding region: 291-2411 (706 amino acids)
Biological process (GO): regulation of transcription by RNA polymerase II
Cellular component (GO): nucleus
Molecular function (GO): DNA-binding transcription factor activity, RNA polymerase II-specific; protein binding; RNA polymerase II cis-regulatory region sequence-specific DNA binding
Source: RefSeq, a predicted model, not a curated record
GCACCUUUUGGGAGCACCUCCGCCAUUAAAACGUAGAAGAAGAAAAAGCAGCAUGAUUCAAUAGUACAGUACAGCGCCAUCAUGUGAGUCUGUUUUGUAUAACAUUGUCUGAGCUGAGUUUAUUUUAAUGACACACGCCUACUGAAUAAUGAUAAAAUAGCAUGGCAUCGUCGUGAUCCAGAAUCCGCUGUCAGGAGCCGGAUCUUUAUGGAAGAACUGUUUAUUUGCUGAGGACCACAGUGCCUGAGAAAACGUGAGUCUACGCGCAAUCAACAAGGCCCGAUAGGGACAUGGAUUUCCCUGGACAUUUUGAGCAGAUAUUUCAGCAGCUGAACUAUCAACGAAUUCAUGGGCAACUGUGUGAUUGUGUCAUCGUUGUUGGCAGUCGACAUUUUAAGGCCCACCGCUCUGUGUUGGCAGCCUGCAGCACACACUUCCGGGCACUUUUCACUGUUGUGGAUGGAGAUGCUAGCAUGAACAUGAUCCAGCUUGAUAGUGAGGUGGUGACAGCUGAGGCUUUUGCUGCACUAGUGGACAUGAUGUACACCUCGACUCUGAUGCUGGGUGAAAGUAAUGUCAUGGAUGUUCUGUUAGCAGCCUCCCAUCUGCACCUAAAUAAUGUAGUGAAAGCUUGUAAACAUUAUCUCACUACACGCACCCUUCCCAUGUCCUCAUCCUCUGAGAGAGCCUCUCAUCACACUCAGCAGGAUCAGCAGCGUAACCGACAACAGCAGCAGGCUGACUUGGCUGUGAACCCAAACCUAGUGGCAAAUUCUGCUAGUUCAAAACUACAGCGCAGCUUCUUGCUUCAACAGCUGGGUUUGAGCCUGGUAAGCUCGGCCUUGGAUGGAGUUGAAGAUGAUGGUGUGAGGAAUGUUGGAGUUAGUGGUAGAACAGAUCAAAAAGCCUCCUAUUCAAUCAGGCGCUUUCACAAACGCAAGUCAUCCGCUCUGGGACUUCCUGAAGACCAAAACAGGCAGAGGCAGUGCACAUCUAACCCUGUCCUAGGGCUGUUAGGAGAUGAACAUGUAAAUGCAGGAGAGGAUGGUGUGAUUCUUUCACCUGAUUCACACAAACUGGGCGAUGACUCCAAAUUGGAUGCAGUUGGCAACUUCCUUGGCAUGUCACAAGAUGAUCCCCAAAUGCCAAGUCAGUCCGACAGUGGGCACUGUCAGGCGGAAGGCAUGGGGAGAAUGCAGGCAGGGGUUGGCAAAGAGGAAGACAUGGAUGACGCUGAGCACCAGGACAACAGAGCAGAGGUGAAAGUCAAAGUUGGAACAGAAGAAGAUGAGCCAGAAGAAGAGGAACAAAAGGUGGUUGUCGUUAAGCAAGAGCCUCUGAGUUCUCCGGAGCCCACUGAUGAAAUCAGUGAUGUGACAUCACAAGCUGAAGCCAGUGACCCAACUGAGCGUGUGGGCCAGGAGGACGAGGAGAAAGUGGAGUUGAGUCCAGAGAGCAGUGACCGUAGCUUCACCUCUGAGACACAGCCGAGCUCAGGCUCACUACUUCAGUCCACUUCACUUCCUCUAAAAGGCAUUAACAGCAAUAACCGUGUGAAUGCCAAAGCUGGCUUUUGCAUAUCAAGCUUUCUAAGUUCCAAAGACUUUACAAGCAAUGGUGGAAGGCUUGUUGCUGGAGAGGAUGACCUCCCAAACACCACAACUGGAGAAGCAGCUACCCCUCACUUUCUGGUUCGACGGGACUCUGCAGAGCAGUCUGGCUCCAGCCAGUCAUCUUCUCUUCGCCUUAACACUGAGAGUCAUUCAGGCUUUGGAGAUGGCCUUCAGUCAGAUUCUUUUUUCCUUCGUCCUAUGCAUGAAAGUUUGGUCAACACUAGGGGACCAGGGGCUAGUGGAGCACAUGUAGAUCGCUUUGGGAUGGAUUUUCAACGUUCCAGUUCACUCUCUCUGCAUGCCCUGGGGAAUCCAUCACAAGGAUCUGCAGGACCAUCCUCCACAGCUUUGGCAUAUUCUGGUUACAGGCGCAUUGCUCCUAAAAUGGCAGAAGAAGGAUUAAAUGGUGUUCUCCAAGGUGCUGCUUCCUCCUCUUUAACAAGUCCUCUUCUUCUCAAUGAAGGAAGGGGGUAUGACAUGAACAAUGGCAGGUCCACACCACUCCCCCCUCACCUGACUAGAGCCUCAGCUGAUGUCUUGUCCAAGUGCAAGAAGGCGUUAUCAGAACAUAACGUCCUUGUAGUGGAAGGAGAUCGCAAAUAUGCCUGUAAAAUCUGUUGCAAAACUUUUCUUACUCUAACGGACUGCAAGAAACACAUUAGAGUUCACACAGGGGAGAAGCCGUAUGCCUGCCUCAAAUGUGGCAAACGCUUUAGCCAGUCCUCUCACCUGUACAAGCACUCAAAAACCACAUGUCUGCGCUGGCAGAACAGCAACAUGUCCAAUGCUCUGCUGUAGAGCAGGCUCAGGCUGCUCCUGGAAUUGAACUACAUUUGUUUAUUUUUGUCACUCUCAUUCUUCAUUCAAUUGCACCUUUUUAUCAGAGAUGUCUGUGAAAAUAGAGCUUUUAAUGCUGAAGGCCCUUUUCCACUGCCACAAUACUGUGACUGGAAGCAGUUUAAGAAUUAAAUUAAUCAACCCAGUUCCCGCUGGGUUUUUGGGUUUGUGGCCAAUUAUCUACACCUUUGUUGCAUCAUUCCUACUUAUUUUUACAAACAAUCUCUGAUUUCUGGUAAUUAAUGAAUUAUAUGCACUGUGCAAUGAAAAGUCCUGCAAUUUACUUGUGCACAUGCUUUGUGCAGAUUUUAAAAUUUAAAAAAUAUAUUGCAUCAAUCAUGGGAUUUUAAGACAAAUCUUUCUUUUAAUAAAUGUGUAUUUUAACAUCAAAAAAGAAAAUCUGU